GUGAGACGCGUAGGGAGAGGUAGGGAUGGAAAGCGAAUCGUACCUAACCUCUUCUACCUACCCCCUCUCUCGUUCUACGAACGAGUAGACAUAAAGAAACCUCCUUUCGCAUUCCUUCAACCCAGUUAACCUUCUUUGUUUUGUAAUCUCAUUUGCUUUCUUCAUUGUCGUUAAUUCUCUUGUUUUGGCAUUUGAAUCUUUGUCUCAUCUUCCUUCCAUCCAUCAAUCCAUCGAAUAAUGGAGCUAAAGCUGUUAAAAGUUGCCUCUCCAUCAAUCUCUUCUUCUUCUUCUUCUUCUUCACCACAUCUUCUUUUCAAAACCGCACAACAAUUUCUUCCCUUCAAAACCAGCCCGAAAAAGAAUUCCUCCAUCUCUCUUCUACUUUCUUCGCCAGCAGGAAGAAAAGGCUUACUUUCCAUAUCUAAUUCCGCUACUUCUCCUUUCAGAUUGGAGAAGAAGAGAAGGGUGGAUGAGAGUGAAACCUUGACCCUGGACGGAAUACGAAGCUCUUUAAUCCGACAAGAAGAUAGUAUUAUUUUUAGCCUUUUGGAAAGAGCGCAAUAUUGUUACAAUGCCGACACUUAUGAUCAUAAUGUCUUUACCAUGGAUGGUUUCCAUGGCUCCUUAGUCGAGUUUAUGGUCAUGGAAACUGAGAAGCUUCACGCACAGGUGGGCAGAUACAAAAGCCCGGAUGAACAUCCUUUCUUUCCAGCAGAUUUACCUGAGCCCAUUUUGCCACCUUUGCAGUACCCACAGGUGCUGCAUCCGAUAGCUGAUUGCAUCAACAUAAACAUGAAGAUAUGGGUUAUGUAUUUUAACCAUCUUCUUCGAAGAUUGGUUGAAGAAGGAGAUGAUGGUAAUUGUGGAUCAACGGCUGUUUGUGACACAAUUUGUCUGCAGGCGCUCUCAAAGAGAAUCCAUUAUGGUAAGUUUGUAGCAGAGGCAAAGUUUCGAGCCUCCCCAGUUGUCUACGAGGCUGCCAUCAGAGCACAAGACAGGGCCCAGUUGAUGGAUUUGCUAACAUAUGAGAAGGUGGAAGCAGCUAUAAAGGAAAGAGUAGAAAUGAAGGCGAAGAUCUACGGUCAGGAGAUUGGUCUCAAUGAGAAAAGUGGAGGUACUCCAGUGUACAAAAUCAAGCCAAGCGUAGUUGCUCAUCUCUAUGGAGAAUGGAUCAUGCCACUGACAAAGGAAGUUCAGAUUGAAUACUUGCUAAGAAGAUUGGAUUGAAGGGAGAAUAUUUGCAUUAUUUGCGGCUUACAAAAUUCUACGGAGAAUUUGAGUAUUGAAAAGAAAAGGCUCACUUAAAUGUGCCUAGUCCUUAUUACAUAAGGUAGUGUGACAAAUAUUAAUAUUAUUUUUCACUAGAAACAUGAGGAUUUUCAGUUUCAUAUAUGAUAUAAUGAUGAUUUGUGAUUUGU
This is a messenger RNA of Magnolia sinica, 1418 nucleotides long. RefSeq names its product chorismate mutase 1, chloroplastic. Gene Ontology annotation, molecular function: chorismate mutase activity. The record is from RefSeq and is a predicted model, not a curated record. NCBI's taxonomy places the organism in Eukaryota, Viridiplantae, Streptophyta, Magnoliopsida, Magnoliales, Magnoliaceae. Gene Ontology annotation, cellular component: cytoplasm. Gene Ontology annotation, biological process: aromatic amino acid biosynthetic process; chorismate metabolic process. The transcript is spliced from 6 exons. The coding region runs from base 238 to 1227 and encodes 329 amino acids.